UUCUUCCUACAAUAUUAUUCCCAUUUUUCCAUCAAAAAUAAUUGCUCUAAUUUUAUUUUCAAUUCUUAUUCUCCCAUUGUUUGUUAAUUAAAUCAAUGGGGAUGAUUCAAAUAUUUUUUUGUUCCGUUUUUGUGUUGUUAAUGUUGUUCUCGAAUUUAUGUCACGGUAACAAUUUUUUCAUUGGUGGAAGAGAUGGUUGGGUUUUAAAUCCAUCGGAAAGUUAUAGUCAUUGGGCUGAAAGAAACAGGUUUCAAGUUAAUGAUACCCUUAUCUUCAAGUUCAAAAAAGGCAAUGAUUCAGUGCUGUUAGUCACAAAGGAGAAUUACAACGCAUGCAACGUGCAAAACCCAAUUGAGGCUUUAACAGAGGAAGAUUCACAAUUCAAGUUCCAAAGAUCUGGAUUGCACUAUUUUAUUAGUGGCAAUAUAGAUCAUUGUAAUAAAGGCCAAAAAAUUAUCAUUUGGGUACUUGCUGUUAGGCCUAAGAAAUCUCCUCCUGCACCAGCACUACCACCUACACUCUCUCCGCCACCUUUGGCAUCGCCACCAGCUCCGGCCUCAAGUGCACCGGCUGUUAGCCCCGGCCCCGCCGAUGCACCUUCUCCAACCUCUGAUAAACCGCAUAACUUGGGCUUCAGUGUUUCGGAGCCGGGGUUGUUCAAUAGUGUAGUUAUUGGAGUUGGUGUGUUUAUGGCUUGUUUUGGUUCGAGGAUUUAAUUAGGUGCAAAUUUACCUUUAUAUGGCUUGAUAUUACUAUCAAUAUUUAUGAUAUAUAAUUAAUGUAUUUUCGGAUCUUAAUUUGCAUGUUAUGUUAUGUGAAGAAUUUUAAUUUAAUUUAUGGUUAACAACUCU
Molecule: messenger RNA, 851 nt
Organism: Amaranthus tricolor (Joseph's coat)
Lineage: Eukaryota; Viridiplantae; Streptophyta; Magnoliopsida; Caryophyllales; Amaranthaceae
Product: early nodulin-like protein 3
Exons: 2
Coding region: 96-716 (206 amino acids)
Cellular component (GO): plasma membrane
Molecular function (GO): electron transfer activity
Source: RefSeq, a predicted model, not a curated record